CCAUUGUGAUACCUCACGCGUAAUUCCAACUCUUAUUCAUUGUUUUCAUCUUGAGUAUUGCAAUUCACUCCAACAACAUAAUUUCUUGUACAAUCAACCAAUGUAUAGUGUUGUUUCUCCAAAGAAAACAGCACUCCAAAAAGCGUUCUUUCUUUUUUCAUCUCAAGGAAAAGAAAGGAAAAAAGAGAGUUAACAACAACCAGUCAAUGGCCGCUUCUCUCUUCCCUCUCCCCUUCGUCUUCGUCUUCCUCCUCCACCCUCUUUCCUCCACAGCUAACAUCCACAAAACUAACAGUCUUCUCAGAUCACAUCUCUUUACAGAACCCACUUCCAUAACCACAACGCACCCAGCCCAUAAACCCCUCAAUGACACCCCACCAACUGUUUUCUUUGAAGUUACCAAACCCAUAGAUGUCCCCAAUACUAAGCCUUGCAAGCACUUUAUUCUCCAACACGACUUUGCCUCUACUUAUGGCAAACCUCCUGUUCUUGUAAACUAUACCCCUCCCUCUCAUUGCCCAUCUCAAGAUUUCUCCAUGAUUGUCCUUGAAUGGAAGGCAACUUGCAAAGGGAGGCAAUUUGAUCGUAUUUUCGGGGUUUGGUUAGGUGGUGUGGAGCUUCUUAGGAGUUGCACUGCGGAGCCUAGAGCAACUGGGAUUGUUUGGACUGUUCGGAAGGAUAUAACAAGGUAUUAUUCAUUGCUUCUUAAGAAUGAGACUCAAGAAUUUGCUGUUUAUAUGGGUAAUAUCGUUGAUAGUACUUAUACUGGUAUAUACCAUGUGAAUGUAAGUAUUUACUUUUAUCCUGCUGUAAAGAAAUUGAGUCAUAGUGAUCAUGGUUUUAAUAAUUUGGCAUCUGGGAGGGAUUCUAAGGCUGAUUUGAUCCUGCCCAUUUCGCGAAAUUUGCCGUUGAAUGAUGGGUUGUGGUUUGAAAUUCAGAAUUCUACUGAUUCUGAGGCGAAGGAAUUCAAGAUACCUCAAAAUGUGUACAGGGCUGUGUUGGAGGUUUAUGUUUCUUUUCAUGAGAAUGAUGAAUUUUGGUAUGGAAAUUACCCUAAUGAGUAUAUUAUUGCAAAUAAUCUCACUGGUUUCCCGGGAAAUGGACCUUUUAGAGAGGUUGUGGUUAGUCUUGAUGGAGAGGUUGUUGGCGCAGUUUGGCCUUUUACUGUGGUUUUUACCGGUGGGAUUAAUCCUCUCUUGUGGAGGCCCAUUACUGCCAUUGGUUCAUUUGAUCUCCCCUCUUAUGAUAUUGAAAUCACGCCCUUCUUAGGAAAUAUAUUGGAUGGAAAGACUCACAAGUUAGGAUUUAGUGUCACGAAUGCUUUGAAUGUGUGGUAUAUAGAUGCCAAUUUGCAUCUUUGGCUGGACCAUAGGAGCACAAUUACAGAAGGGAAGCUUUUGAAACAUGAAAGCAAGCCUCUUGCUUUAUCUUUGGUAUCAAAUUUUACAGGUUUGAAUGGAAAAUUCUUGACAAGUGCACGCAGGUUCAUAUCCUCAAAUGGAUGGGUAAAGUCCUCUUAUGGGGAGAUCACUACCUGUUUUAAUCAACACUUCGGUUACAGCAACUUGAUGGAGAUGGGCAAGGACGGUGAUUUGCAGAUCUUGAAUCAGACGAUUGAAUUUACUGAUAAUGUUUCUUUCAGGAAGCCAUCCUCUAAUGUUAAAGCAUUCAAAUCGUUAAAAAAUUUCGAGUUUGACAUGUACUCUGACUACAUGGAUCAAGGAAAUGGCACUUCCUUGUCAGUGGCAAAUGUUACAUUGGGAUUCAAUGAGAAAAAUGUUAAACAUGCUGGCUUGGGAUUUGCAUCGAACAUUCUCAGAAAUCUGCAGAAUGGGCAGGGUGUUAUGGUUGUGAAGAAUAACUUGGUUCAAAGUGGUAUUGGGAGCACACAACAGGAAUACACAUACAACGGUAGUGGCUUCUGCUAUUUCAGGAACAUAAGCAGCUCAAACUACACUAUUCUAGAUGACAAUGUUGGAAAUACAUGCAGUGAAAGGAAUCAUUCUCAUCUAGGUUUUGGACUUGGCAAAUGGUGGCAAUUUCCAGCUCGGAGGGCUUCUCUAGCAUCUGAAUUACUGGAUAAGUAUCAUGAUGGAGUUUGAUUGUUUUGUCGAGCAUGUUUCAUGAGGGGAUGCUCCAGAGGGUUCGACUAUGUGAGAAAACUGUGAGCCAAUAAAAUUUUAUGUAACUUUUUUCCUUUUAAUAUUUCAAAUCGAACAUAAUUUGUGUUACAGUUUUAGGAGAAUUUACAGUGAGAUGAGCCUUGGUUAAACAAGGCACGAUGCUGGUAUGCUGUAAAACCUUGUCUUGUGGUGGUCUUCUGAAGCAAUCACUACUGGUAGUGUUUUAGGUUAGUAGCUAAGUAAGAUAGUUAGCUCUAUUGGAUUUCAUGGUGAAAAUCGAACUUUGACACUUCACCAUGGCAAUGACAAUUGAAUUCAGAGC
This is a messenger RNA of Populus euphratica (Euphrates poplar), 2445 nucleotides long. RefSeq names its product Peptide-N4-(N-acetyl-beta-glucosaminyl)asparagine amidase A protein. The record is from RefSeq and is a predicted model, not a curated record. Bases 207 to 2102 code for a protein of 631 amino acids. The transcript has a single exon. Lineage: Eukaryota; Viridiplantae; Streptophyta; Magnoliopsida; Malpighiales; Salicaceae.